UAAAUUCGAGAGUCACAUGCUCAGCCUGCUGAGCCGCCCCUGCGCCCCUCCGCUUGUUAUUUCAAAGAAACAGCAGACAAAGGAAAAGCCCUGCAACCCAGUAUGUUUACUUUUGUAGGAGAUAUUUGCUCCACUUAGGGAAAGAGGAAGCUCCAUUCGUAAGGGUGUCUCUCUCUGUGUAGCGGAAAGAGGGAGAAUGUCUGAAUCUCCAGAAACUCCGAUCAGUGGAAAAAGCAUCGAUUUCAGUCUGGUUAGCAACCACAGCCUUGGUUACUGGGCUUUGCCUAGUCACCUCCCCAAAUGCUUCCCAAUAGGAUCACGCGUGGAGUUUCCAGAAUGAUCCUUGCUGGUGCCCUCCUCCUCAGAUUCUGUCAACUGAUGAAAACAACAGUGUUGUGUUAAUUACGGGCUCCAGGAGAUUCUCAGUGAGGCCAGGGUUAAGCACGAGGGCUUUCCGUUAUUUUAUGAGUGGAGAGCAGGCUUUGGCUCAAGGAGAGGUAAGAGGGUCUCCGCUGCGUGAGUCUGGGAGGCUGAGGUCCGUGCCGCACGCGGUUCCUAUGCUGUAGCUGAAUGUGUGAUAGUCUGUGGGAGGGGAGGCCCCCUGAAAGCCGAGAAGGAAAAGUCAGGGAUUGGUCUCCACGUAGGAGGUCAUGGUUUCUGAAAGGCUCCUGACACAAAGGACUAGGAAGUUGGGCCUUUUCUGCAUUUCAAAGUCCUGCCUUCAGGCCGAGCAGUUUAGAGGUGCAGACGCUCUGUUGGUGGCUUUAAAGGCAUUUUCUCCUGAUGCAGCUGUGAUUUCUCCACGAGUCUCUUCUGACAAAGAAAUCUAGAGGACAAGGUGAACGACGAAGAAAUGGCCAGUUCUCAGGGACUGCUGACAUUCAGGGAUGUGGCCAUAGAAUUCUCUCAGGAGGAGUGGGGAUUCCUGAACCACACUCAGCGGGAACUGUACAGGGAUGUGAUGUUAGAGAACUACGGACACCUCCUCUUCUUGGGUCUUAUUGUGUGGAAGCCAGACCUGGUCAUCUUUUUGGAGCAAGAGAAGCAACUCUGGGAUGUGAGGAGAAAGGAAACAGUAGCCUUCCAUCCAGGAGACAAUCCUUAUAAAUACAAUGAAUUUGGGAAAUCUGUUAACCAGUCCUCCAGUGUUGGUGAUUAUCAGAGAAUUCACAUGGAAAAGAACUCAUACAGGUGUAAUAAACCUGGGAACAUGUUUAUUCAAGCCUCGGGACUAAAUAUACAUAAUACAGUCGGCACUGGACAGGAAAGUUACAUUUGUGAGGAAUGUGGCAAAGCCUUCGACUGGCACUCAACACUAUCUCAACAUCAGCCAAUGCAUAUUGGAGAGAAACCUUACCAGUGUGGACAAUGUGGCAAGGCCUUUAACCAGAACUCAAUGCUUACUCAACAUCAAAGAAUUCAUACUGGAGAGAAACCUUACAAAUGCAAAGAAUGUGGCCAGGCCUUUAACCAUCACUCAAGCCUUACUCAACAUCACAGAAUUCACAGUGGUGAAAAAACUUACAUAUGUAAAGAAUGUGGCAAAGCCUUUAACCUAAACUCAAAUCUUACUCAACUUCAUAGAAUUCAUACUGAAGAGAAACCUUACACAUGUAAAGAAUGUGGAAAGGCCUUUAAUUGGCACUCAUACCUUGUUCGACAUCACAGAAUUCAUACUGGAGAGAGACCUUUUGUGUGCAAAGAAUGUGGAAAGGCCUUUAACCAACACUCAAAGCUUACUGAACAUCACAGAAUUCAUACUGGAGAGAGAUCUUUCGUAUGCAAAGAUUGUGGAAAGGCCUUUAACCAGCACUCACAUCUGACUCAGCAUUACAGAAUUCAUACUGGAGAGAGACCUUACAUAUGUAAGGAAUGUGGCCACGCUUUUAUCCAGCACUCACACCUGUGUCAACAUCACAGAACUCAUACUUGAGAGAGACCUUUUGUGUGCAAAGAAUGUGGAAAGGCCUUUAACCAACACUCAAAGCUUACUGAACAUCACAGAAUUCAUACUGGAGAGAGACCUUUCGUAUGCAAAGAUUGUGGAAAGGCCUUUAACCGGCACUCACACCUGACUCGGCAUUACAGAAUUCAUACUGGAGAGAGACCUUACAUAUGUAAGGAAUGUGGCCAUGCUUUUAUCCAGCACUCACACCUGCGUCAACAUCACAGAACUCAUACUUGAGGUCAGAAACCUUACCCAAGUAAAGAAUAUGGGAAGGCCUUUCAUCACUGUUCAACUUUUACUCAUUACGACGGAAUUCACAGUGGCCAACAUUACAAAUGUAAAGAACGUGAGAAAACGUUUAAGGACGACUCACCCCUUACUCCACAUCAGAGAAUUCAUAUUGGAGAGGAACCGUGAAAUUGUUAAGAAUGUGGCAAGGCCUUUAUGCAAUGUUAAACCCCGAUUCCUCAUCAGAGAAUGUAUGCUGGAGUGGAUUUUGCAAAUAUAAAGAAUUUGCCAUGGUCUUUAAUAAGAGGUCAAGCAGCAUUCAACAUCUCAGAAUUCACACUGAGGAAAAAGUUAUAAAUGUAAAGAACAUGGGCAAACUUAAGCUGCUCAACCCUUUUCCGUAUCUCAGAGUUUAUACUGAGGAGAAAGAUUACAAUACAAGGGGUGUGUCAAGCCUCUAGCCAGAACUCACAGCCUACUCAGUUAUCGUACAGGAUAGAAACUGUGAAAUGCAAAGUUGCAGUGCCUUUAACUGGAAUUCAAUCUAAACUCUGUGUCCCCAAAUGCAUCCUAUGAAAACCUAGAAACAUCAUGACUGAGGAAAGACCUUCAUUUUAAAUAUUCACUGUAGCAAACACCAGAGAGUGCAUACACGAAAGUAACUUGAAAGAUGUAAAUAUUUAGAAAUGUAUGUAAGUGAACAUCAAAUGUCAAUAAAUAUCACAGAAAUCGAGUAGAAAGCAGUACAUGAGUCAAUCUAUUCAGACGUUACAUCAAAAUAUUCCUUAUAAGGAAUAAUACGAAGUCAAACACUUAGUGUAUAUGCUAUUAUACUUCAAAAGAACAAGUGGAUGGAUUUUUACAUGAGUACAAUUAAUUUCUGUAUGUGCUUUUUUUUUUUCAUUGAUCCUAUCUGGGAUUUGUGACUAGCAAAUAUUAAUGUAUUUGUCUCAGAUAAGUUCAGAAAAUUCAUUUAUUCCUAGUGGGUGUGUGGAAGUAUGUGGUUGAUUGUUGCUAUGUCAGAGGUACGAGACACCCUUCUUCAUUUGUUUGGACUCGAUAUCUAAUUGUCCAUGGAAGAAGGAUGAUGUAAUAAUAUAUGAAGAAAACUUAAAUGCAGAUGCUAUUUACAGUUAUAACAUUAAUGUCAGUUAUCAUGAAAGAGGUGUUCAGAACAACAUUCUUCUCCAUUUAUUAAACUAAAGAACCCCUGUAUGGUAUAAAUAAAACAUUUUACCAUCUGGUCUCUGAGGAAAAAGAGGUGGCAGUCCAGUAAAAUGUAUCCUCAUAAUAGCUGUAGUUACAAGUGGAGAAUGUCCAGGGAUGCGGUUGAGAUGAAAUUCUCACAGAUACCAGAAGAGGAUAGUUAAUUCUUCCCUAAAAUGGUAUAUAAUUAUAUAUACACAUUUUUUAAGAAUGACUUCAUGCCUGAAAAUUAUGGAAAUCACUAAUUCCACACCAUUAUAUCCGCAGACCUUUGCUUUUUAACACUUGUAUUCUGCAUUUUGCAUAAGGAUCAUAGAGUGCAUUUGAAAUUCAUAAAUUAGUUCAUGUGUGAGCUUAACAUAUUUUAAUUAAUAAAAUAUAAUUGAUGU
This is a messenger RNA of Enhydra lutris kenyoni (northern sea otter), 3771 nucleotides long. RefSeq names its product zinc finger protein OZF-like. The record is from RefSeq and is a predicted model, not a curated record. Gene Ontology annotation, biological process: regulation of immune system process; negative regulation of transcription by RNA polymerase II; regulation of cytokine production. NCBI's taxonomy places the organism in Eukaryota, Metazoa, Chordata, Mammalia, Carnivora, Mustelidae.